AAUCAGAUGUCACAUGAGUAUUUGCUCUAGUAUCCAGAUACCAGUUCAGACUUGGUCCGGCAGAUUGACUUGUGUAAUAUGCCUUUAGAGGACAAGAAUAUGAUUCACUAUAGCGGUGUCAAAAGUUCCAGACCGCAUGUUCAGGUUUCCUACACAAUUUACACGUGAUUAUGCCUCCGCACUUCGCCUCUACCGUGUGCGUCAUCACGGUUUUGGUUUUCUCAGAGAAGUAAAAUGUCUGGGGAUUAACUACGGCCAACUGGGGGACAAUUUGCUUCCGCCGGAGAAAGUGUUGCAACUCCUGCGAGCUUACAAGAUCACGAAGACGAGAAUCUACGACACCAACCCGAAAAUCUUGACGGCGUUCGCCAACUCCGGCGUCGAGCUCAUCGUGACGGUCGAGAACCAGAGGCUGGCGGCGUUGGGCGGCAGCGACCCCCAACCGGCGGCGCAGUGGGUGGAGACUCAGAUUCGCCCGUUCUUCCCGGCGACCAACAUCACCGGAAUCGCCGUCGGAAAUGAGGUCAUCACCGACGGCGACACGUCGCUGAUGGGACACCUCGUACCCGCCAUGGUAAAUGUCCGCCGGGCGCUUGCAAGUCUCGGAUUUGAUCGUAACAUUAAGGUGUCGUCGCCUCAUUCGCUAGCGGUGCUGGGGAAUUCAUACCCGCCGUCGGGAGGGUACUUCAAGCCGGAGCUCGCCGGAAUGAUGCAACAGUUCCUAAAGUUCCUCGCCGAAACGGAAUCUCCGUUCUGGAUCAACGCCUACCCCUUCUUCGCCUACAAGGAUUCCCCCAACAAAAUCCCCCUCGACUACGUCCUCUUCAACCCCGGCGCCGCCGGCACGGUGGACCCCGCCACCAACCUCCGCUACGACAACAUGAUGUACGCCCAGGUCGACGCCGUCCUCGUCGCCAUGUACCGCCUGGGCUUCAACGCCGUCGAGGUCCGGGUGUCGGAGACUGGGUGGCCGUCGAAGGGGGACCCCAACGAGGUCGGCGCCUCGCCGGAGAACGCCCGGAUUUUCAACGGGAAUCUGAUGAGGAGGCAGAGGAUGAACCAGGGGACGCCGUUAAGGCCGGGGUUGAGAUUGGAGGUUUACGUUUUUGCCCUUUUCAAUGAGAACCAGAAGCCCGGCCCGACGUCCGAGAGGAACUACGGCUUGUUUCUGCCGGACGGGACGCUGGCGUAUGAUGUUGGGUUGUCGUCGGAAUCCGCCGUGCCGUCAUCUCCUUCCACGCCGUCGGCGGCUACCAUUUCUCUGUCGUCAUCUGCCCCAAAGGCAGAGCACAUGGAGUACCAAAGCUUUGUGCACACAAGCAUUCUAUUCUUCCUGGGGUGCCAUGGGAAGGGUGGGUUCGGACCGGGACGAGCUAAGGUAAUGAGGGGGUUUACCGGAAGUUCAAAAGUAAAAAUCCAUUUUCUCGAUCGCCGAGCAGGCCAGCAUUUCUCAUCAAUGGCGCUUCCGUCGGGGUUUCGCGAGAGAAUGGAACAAAUGGAAGAGACGAGAAACCAACGCCUCCAUCUCCUUGAGGCGGAGAAAGAGCUACAGAUCAACAAGUCUCGGGUAUUCGCCGCCAGGCUCUCGAACAUCAGAUCCGCUGAACAGCGCUGCCUUAAUCUCGAGCGCAAGAUCGUUUCCCAGCAGUUACUUAUUUCUGCUCUGAAAUCCGAAAUCGAUCGUUUGGACUCCGAUCAUCUCCGAUCGCUUCAGAAACUCAGGGGUGGUUGCCGGUGACAAUGGUAGCCGGUAGCGGUGGAUAGUCGACGGUCGAGAGAGAUAUCAAAUCUCCACAUUGUUAGGGACACAUGGCACAAAUUCAGAUCAACUUUAAAAGACUCUGUGGAGAUGGGGAGAGAUGAUGAUGCCUUUCAGAUGGGUGGUGGCAGAGGAUCCAAUGGUGGAGAUAUCUCAACUUGGUUUCAGAUUAGGCUUUUUGGAGAUCUAUUUGGUAUUAGAACUAACAAAGAUGCUGUCCAAGAACAUUGAUUCCUUGCUGGGCUUCUCCUCCACGGGUUUCUCAGUUUCUUUCUCUACAAACAAAUAAUCCCUUUUGUUGCCCAAUUUUAGCUUUUUCCCCAGCCUCUUCUCCUUAGCUAUUCACUACCAUGCAGUUCUCUUCAGCUAAAGCCUUUGAAUUCUUUGAUUUGCUCGGCAUUUACUAACAAAAAGCUUCAGGGAAAGCCACCGUAGCUCAAGACCUGCUCAAGUAGUUUAUUGCAUUAUUUGCGUAGUAAAUGCUAGAAUUUACAGGUUGCAUCCUUCUAAAUAACCCAAUUGAAGAUUUAUUAUCCCAGUUUGAGAUUUUUUGUAUGGAAAUUUUCGCCGUUUGAGUGGUCUAUUGCACUAUCCAAGAUAGUCCGAGGGCAUAUUUGAUACUUCUGCCCCCCAAAAUAAUGGCAGAAGUGUCCU
Cuscuta campestris is the source of this 2413-nucleotide messenger RNA. The record is from the annotation of a GenBank genome assembly. NCBI's taxonomy places the organism in Eukaryota, Viridiplantae, Streptophyta, Magnoliopsida, Solanales, Convolvulaceae.